AUGACGACAGACAGCCUAGAAAGCCCGGAUACCACUGUCCAAACCCUCCGCACAGUUCUCACUUCCGAGACUGAGCCGCUCGCUCGCCGAUUCCGCGCUCUGUUCUCGCUGAAGCAUCUCGCAUGCCUGCAGCCGCCCACCGAGAAGACACUGCCCGCAAUUCAGGCCAUCGCUGCUGGUUUCGUGUCCCCAUCGGCAUUACUCAAACAUGAGCUCGCGUACUGUCUCGGCCAGACGCGGAACACAGAUGCCUUACCGUUUCUGCUUGAGGUGGUGAAGGAUAAACAAGAGGAUUCAAUGUGUCGCCAUGAAGCUGCGGAGGCGCUGGGUGCCCUGGGCUACGAGAGCAGUCUGAAGGUCCUGAAGGAGAUUCGGGAUAGCAAGGAUGAGGUGGAUGUCGUUCGCGAGACUUGCGACAUUGCCGUGGAUAGGAUUCUGUGGGAACAAUCAGAGGCUAGGAAGGCCGAGAAGUUGAAGCCUAGCGACUUCACCUCCAUUGACCCCGCUCCGCCUAUGCCCUUGACCGCGAAAGAGCCUUCGAUUCCCGACCUAGAGAAAACACUCCUAGAUACAAGUCUGCCAUUAUUCGAAAGAUACCGUGCCAUGUUCGGCUUGCGUGAUCUCGCCUCACCCCCCGAUCUCCCUACCGCCCAGCAAGCUGUUGAAUCACUAGCAAAGGGCAUGAAGGACCCAUCUGCUCUAUUCCGUCACGAGAUCGCAUUCGUCUUUGGCCAGCUCUGUCAUCCCGCGUCAGUUCCGAGCCUGACAGAAACACUUAGCGACUUGAGUGAAGCUGGUAUGGUGCGACACGAAGCUGCAGAGGCUCUUGGUAGUCUAGGUGACGUCGAGGGCGUGGAAGACACUCUGAAGAAGUUCUUAAACGACCCGGAGAAGGUUGUGAGAGACAGCAUAAUUGUGGCACUUGAUAUGGCGGAGUUUGAGAAGAAUGGGGAGGUCGAAUACGCGUUGAUUCCUGAUUCUGGAGAGCUUGCUGCAGUGCCUGCUGCUUGA
Messenger RNA from Aspergillus mulundensis, 1011 nucleotides. RefSeq names its product deoxyhypusine monooxygenase. Bases 1 to 1011 code for a protein of 336 amino acids. The record is from RefSeq and is a predicted model, not a curated record. Lineage: Eukaryota; Fungi; Ascomycota; Eurotiomycetes; Eurotiales; Aspergillaceae. Gene Ontology annotation, biological process: peptidyl-hypusine biosynthetic process. Gene Ontology annotation, molecular function: deoxyhypusine monooxygenase activity. The transcript has 2 exons.